CCGCGGGGCGCCUUCUCCACGCCGGGCCGGGUGCUGCGCCUGGCCUACAGCGCGGCCGGAGACUAUUUGGUGGCAAUUGAAGAGAAAAACAAAGCUACAUUUCUUCGUGCCUAUGUGAACUGGAGAAGUAAAAGGACUGAAACCUCUCGUGUGUGUGUCCGAAUGGUGGGGCACAAUGUGGAGGCCCCCUUCUGUGAAACCUUCAGAGACCAGAUGUCCAUCAUCGAAAUGCCCCUCUCCGAAGCCCCCUUAUGCGUUUCCUGUUGCCCUGUGAAAGGAGACCUUCUUGUUGGUUAAACAAAUAAGUUAGUCUUGUUUAGUUUGACCUACCAGGUCAUUACUGAGGAAUUCUCAAUACUGGACUUUGAACGCUCAUUAAUUAUUCAUGUAGAGAAUAUCACCCCCGUAGAAAUUUCUUUCUGUGCUGGUUAUGUUGCUGUUAUGUCGGAUUUAGAAGUCUUAAUCCUAAAACUAGACUCCAACCCUAAAAAUGAUGAGACUGUGAACCACCAUCCCCGGAAGACCAACACUCCAGUGAAAAAGACACAAGAAGUCAUCAGUUAUGACUCUUCCCAGCUUGAGGCUGACGACUUUGUUAUGUGCCAGAAGCCCCUGGAACUUCUUGGUGAAAAAAGCCAGCAGUCUGGAAUAUCUGUUACACUAGAGUCAACGGGAGUAACUGAUGAAAAAAUGCAGUAUUUCCAUGUCCAGCAUUUGCUCUACCGACGCUUUACUCCUGAUAUUUCACCCUAUGUGUUGUCUGAUGAUAUCAGAUUGCAUUCCCUUCAGCUGCUCCCCAUUUACCACACAGGUUCUCUUACUUCUAAUGGAAAAAAUUCAUCUCAGGAAAAAGAGUUGCUGAGUCUCUUUUGUUUUUUCUCAUUACCUCACGUGGGCUAUCUCUACAUGGUCGUCAAAUCUGUGGAGUUAAUGUCUGUCUACCAGUACCCGGAGAAGUCUCAGCAGGCUGUGCUUACACCUCAGUUCCUGCACGUCAUCACAAGGAACAACCUGCAGUGCUUCACUGUGCGCUGCAGUGCAGCCGCAGCUCGAGAGGAGGACCCCUACGUGGACACCACCCUGAAGGCUUGUCCACCAAUCAGUCUGGACGUCUGUGCUUUGAGAAUACAGCUUUUUAUAGGCUUGAGAGCCAUCUGUCACUUUAAAAACCACCUCAUACUUUUGACCAAGGCAGACCCUGAGGUCAUCCCAGAAAGAAAAGAAUCUCCUAAAAGGCUUCUUUCUAGAAAAGAUACCAGUGUUAAACUCAAAGCAUCUCCUCUGGCAGAGGCGGGGUGGAAUUUAUAUGUUGUGAAUACAGUAUCUCCAGUGCAGCUCUACAAAGAAAUGGUCGACUAUAGUAACGUCUACAAGACUGUGAAAACCCAGAGCUGCAUCCACCUCUUUAGUGAGGCUCAUCUCUUGGUGAGAGCUGCCUUGAUGGACGACCAGCUGGAGCCUGGCGAGAGGGCCGAGCUCACAGAGGCCUUCAGAGAAAGCUGUGGGCACCUUGGGGACUGUUACAGCAGGCUUGACACCCAGCAUUCCCAUCUUGCCUUGCCGUACUAUAAGAUGUCUGGGUUGUCGAUGGCUGAGGUCCUAGCCCGAGUGGAUUGGAUCGUAGAGGAAGGACCGCAGAAAUAUGAGAGAGGAUUAAUCUUUUACAUUAAUCAUUCACUUUAUGAAAACCUGGAUGAAGAAUUAAGUGAAGAAUUAGCAGCAAAAGUGAUCCAGAUGUUUCAUGCAGCUGAGCCAAAGCAGUUGCCUCAUGUUGUCUGCAGCUCUUCUAUGAAGAACGCUAAUCCUUUGACUGCCAUGAGCUACCUUAAGAAGCUGGAUGCUUCUGGGUUUUCAUCCGUCUUAGUGACACUGGCCAAGGCGACAAUGGCUCUGAAAAUGGGAGAUCUUGACACGCUCAGAAAUGAAAUGAAAAGCUAUUCAGAGAUGAAGUUGGUCCGUGGCUUCAUUCUGGAACCUCGACUUCUGAUUCAGCAUCAGAAAGGACAGAUUGUUCCAACUGAGCUUGCGGUUCACUUGAAGACGACCCAACCAGGACUGAUUGUGGCCUCAGUCUUGGGCUUACAGAAGAACAACAAAAUUGGAAUUGAAGAAGCAGAUUCUUUCUUUAAGGUGCUCUGUGGUGAGGACGAAGAUUGGGCUCCUCAGCUCUUGGUGGACUUCUGGGAAGCUCAGCUGGUAGCGUGCCUCCCCGAUAUGGUACUUCAGGAACUGUUUUUCAAGCUCACAUCACAUUACAUCUGGCGAUUAUCAAAGAGGCAGCAGCCCGACUCUCCACCCUUACGAACGUCAGAGGAUCUGAUAAAUGCCUGCAGUCAUUAUGGUUUAAUCUAUCCAUGGGUUAAUGUCCUAGUAUCAUCUGAUUCCUCAGCUGAUAAAAAUUAUACAGAAGACCUUUCAAAAUUACAGUCUCUUAUAUGUGGUCCUUCAUUUGACAUAGCUUCCAUUAUUCCGUUCCUGGAGCUGCUCUCAGAAGACACCCCUGCUGGCCUCAGUGUCCACGUUCUGUGUCACACGCGGUUGAAAGAGUAUGAACAGUGCAUAGACACACUGUUAGAGCGGUGCCCGGAGGCCGUCAUUCCAUACGCCAAUCAUGAGCUCAAAGAAGAGAAUCGGACUCUGUGGUGGAAGAAAUUACUGCCUGAACUUUGUCGGAGAAUAAAAUGUGGUGGAGAGAAAUAUCAACUCUACUUGUCAUCGUUAAAAGAAACCCUGUCAGUUUUGGCUGUGGAGCUAGAGCUGAGGGAUUUCCUGGCCGCCCUCCCAGAAGACGGCGCUGCAGCAUUCUUCUUGCCUUAUCUUCUUUACUGCUGCCGGAAGAAAUCAUUGCCAUGA
Elephantulus edwardii (Cape elephant shrew) is the source of this 2853-nucleotide messenger RNA. RefSeq names its product Hermansky-Pudlak syndrome 3 (gene HPS3). Lineage: Eukaryota; Metazoa; Chordata; Mammalia; Macroscelidea; Macroscelididae. Gene Ontology annotation, biological process: organelle organization. Gene Ontology annotation, cellular component: cytoplasm. The record is from RefSeq and is a predicted model, not a curated record. The transcript has 17 exons. Bases 442 to 2853 code for a protein of 803 amino acids.